Messenger RNA from Caenorhabditis remanei, 261 nucleotides. RefSeq lists its product as uncharacterized. The transcript is spliced from 2 exons. The record is from RefSeq and is a predicted model, not a curated record. Bases 1 to 261 code for a protein of 86 amino acids. Lineage: Eukaryota; Metazoa; Nematoda; Chromadorea; Rhabditida; Rhabditidae.
AUGUCUUCAAACGAUUGUAAAGUAAUGAGAGAGAUAUGUCAGAAGUUAGCCAAAGCGGUUACUGUCUUCAAAGAAUAUCGUGCGCAGACUAAAAAAUUGAAGGAACUACCAAAACCUGAAGAAAUUGAAAUGGAGGUCUUCUGGAGACGCCCUAUCGUUCGUUUCACCGAGCCGGAAGAAAAAUGGAGUGUCCUUCGUCGAGUUCGUGUUCCCUCUGAACCAAUUGACAUCAUCUACCCGCAACGAGAACAAGAUUGGUGA